Molecule: messenger RNA, 803 nt
Organism: Coniophora puteana RWD-64-598 SS2
Lineage: Eukaryota; Fungi; Basidiomycota; Agaricomycetes; Boletales; Coniophoraceae
Product: TAFII28-domain-containing protein
Exons: 4
Coding region: 159-803 (214 amino acids)
Biological process (GO): RNA polymerase II preinitiation complex assembly; transcription initiation at RNA polymerase II promoter
Cellular component (GO): nucleus; transcription factor TFIID complex
Molecular function (GO): transcription coactivator activity; protein heterodimerization activity
Source: RefSeq, a predicted model, not a curated record
CUCGCGGCAGAGGCACAGGCCUCAAGCGUGGCCGCAAACCUCGAGGGGCCGUUCCCAACGUCUCGACAGACUCAACUCGCUCCUUCAGCGCCCAAGCAGGCCCAAGCACACCCACCCCUACUUCUCAAUUCACGCCUGUACAAUGGACCCAGCCCGCCAUGCCUGCCACCACUGGCUCGUCCUCCAAAGCCGGCUCCGUGCAGCCAGGCGCUACCUCGGAUGACCCAAGUAGAUCUAUCGUCGCAAGCCCGACAGAGAUGGAGACGGGGGAGCAGAGGCAGGGAUCGACGGCACCGCAGCCUAUGGGUGCGGGUGCGAGGGGAUCUCAGCAGCCGGGUGCGACAGGCGGAACGCCAGCUCCUGGUGCACGCCCGGAUGAGGAUGCGGAGGGGGAGGAUGAGAUCCUCCCGGCGAUGGCUGAUGACGACUACUCGGCGCAGCUGUCGUGGCAGAGUCAGAGCAAGGACAACUUGAAGGUGCUCAUGGACAACUUCAGUCCCGCACAAUAUGAUCGUUUUGAGGCGUAUCGGAGACAUGCUCUGCCUAAACAGGCCGUCCGCAAGGUCAUCCAGCAAACAACCGGUCAGCAAGUUUCUCAGCCGGUCGCUCAAAUUGUCGCUGGUUUUGGCAAAGUCUUUGUCGGGGAGAUUGUCGAGAAAGCGCGAGAGGUUCAAACACGUCGCAACGAGACUGGUCCGUUAACGCCUGAUCAUCUGCGCGAAGCCUACCGGAUGUAUCAAGAGGAGACUGGUCGCGUAGGAAGUGCUAGAGCAGGCAGAGGACGCCGACUUUUCGUUCGAUAG